AUGUUAAACGGUCACUCUGCUUUUGAUUUAUUCCUAGCACAAUCCAACAUAAAAAUCAGUGGGACUGGGAAAAGUGUAAAUGGUAGGACGUCGUUGAACAUAAAUGUGGAGAUAGUUGGAGGAACGGGACCCACACAGGGCCCCAUGACGGCUCCAACAAGUGGCACAGGCAGACCAAAAGCGGGAGGUACCUAACGUCGUUAAUUUGAGCCAUUCAAAUAACAGCAAAUCAUGUAAACCUUAAUAAUGCCACUAAGUGAGUCAUGCUUCUAGGUAAAAACAACAACAACGACAAGCUAUAUUUGCAUGACUACAAUAGCCUGUGUGAAGCUGCCCUCUCCUAUUUAAAAUAAACAGGGAAAAAUUCAAGUACAAAUGUUUGAUAACUUUCUGGAAGGUUCUGACUUGUAACAACUUGUGUAUAAAAGUCCAUCGUACCAGACAGAAUCAGAAUCCAAAGUCCACAAAACAUGUGUAUACACUCCGUUUGAUAACAACUGACAUAUCAUCUAUUAAUAAAUGUUAAUGUUCGAUUAUCUUCUAAAAAUAAACAAUUUAAGAUUAAUGAAGUAUGUUAAGCGACUAAAAAGUGUUCCAGGAGUCUUUGAUUGAGAAUUGAACAAACAACAUUAACAUUUCAGUUAUUUCUUCAGUCAUUUUUCUCUUGCGUGAAUUCUUGUUGGUACUCCUUCUUCCCCCCGUCCGUACGUUAUUUGUAUUUUAGAAUUAUUAUUAUUAUUAUUAUUAUUAUUAUUAUUAUUAUUAUUAUUAUUAUUAUUAUUAUUAUUAUUAUUAUUAUUAUUAUUAUCAUCUCUUUUAUGACAGUCUUUGCUUGUGUUCUUUUUGUGCGUCAGCCGGGCGCAAACCAUGCACCUAGAGCGUCAGUCACUCAAGUCAAUCAUUCAGUUCAUACACUGAGCACCUUUCUGAGGAUUCGCGCAGAUCCCAGCAUGCAGAUCGUUUGAGUCUCUGUCAUAGUAGCUCUCUCUGAUACUUUCUUUAUGUUUUCUACCAUACCCUUCUUCACUGUUCCAAGCGUACCAGCAACCACAGGGAUCACUACGGUUUCAUAUGCCACAUUCUCUGUAUUUCUAGUUCUAGGUCUUUGUACUUGCUCUUUUUUUUUAGUUUCCUUCAGUGCGAUGUUUCUAUCUGAUAAAACAGUCAUAUCAAUCAGUUUGCAGGUGGAAUUCACUGAAUCUUUAACGAUGAUGUCUGGUCUCUUCGCUGUUAUAGUUCUAUCAGUAUUGACUGGCAUGUCCCACAUGAUGGUGAUGUUGUUGUCUUUAUUGUGCAUCACGGUCUCUGGCUCGUGUUCGUACCAUUUGUCUGUAAUCUCUAUAUCAUGAUGAUGAUGAUGAUGAUUAUUAUUAUUAUUUUUAUUAUUAUUAUUAUUAUUAUUAUUAUUAUUAUUAUUAUUAUUAUUUAUUAUCAUUACUAUUAUUAUUAUUAUUAUCAUUAUUAUUUUUAUAUGUCACAGUGGAUAAAAUGUAGCAAUUCAACUAAUUCAAUGCUGGUCUAAAGAACGACCCCCAAAAUUGUGUGCUUUUUAUUUUUUUAUAAUUUUUUUACUUUUUCUUUUCUUUUUGCUGUUUUUUCUUUUAAGGGUUCACUGAAGAAGAAAGAGCUGGUUUGGCAAAACAUAAUGAGUAUCGCCAAAUACACGAAGCACCACCAAUGACACUCAAUAGAGAGAUGUGUGACCAGGCUAAGGCCUACGCUGAGAGACUUGCUGCAAUGGAGACACUGCAGCAUUCAGAUUCGAGCGAGAGGAGAGGACAAGGAGAAAACCUUUCCAUGGGAUGCUCCACCAGUGGUCCACAGUCCAUGGAAGAGGCUGUUACAAACUGGUGAGAGUUAAGCCCAAAUAUUGAUCAGCAUCGAAAAUCUUCUUGUGAUAUCAAUGCUUUAUAAAACUGAUCGGUGACGAGAAUGAAGGGGAAAUGAUCACACAAGAUGAAGCUGGUUGAUUCUUCCACAACUUCUCCCAAACCUUUUAUAGCAAAUAUAUAGGGAGAACAAAUGAAAAUUCAAAUUUGGAUUGAAGGGCUUUUUUAUUAAACGGUUAAUCAAUUUAAAAGGAUGCAAAUGCCUCGAUGAAUUCGACUUCGCUGCAUCCAAGUCCCAUUAGCUCCCUUGUCCUUCUUCCUCAUCUUCCCUUUUUCCAUCUGUCUAUUUUACUGAGGAUCUCAAUGGGCUUAACCGUCAGCUUUCAAGCAUCCUAAAAUUUAACCGUCAACCGUAGAAAAAGCUAUUUUUUUACUGUCAACCGUAAAUACGUUUCAAGGUAUUCCAAAUCUCCCUAUUUCAGCAGAUCUUCACUGAAUUCUGGCUCCUGAAGAAUCUGCUUUAAACUUGAAAAACAAAUUCCUAUAUUCUCAAACAUUUUUAAAAACAGAUCUUAAAACUUGUGAUUAUAUUUUGAAAUUUUAUAAGUGAAAGCCCAUAAAUGUCUCAAAAUUGGAAAAAAUAACCGUCAAAGUUACUGCCUCUAUGAGACUCUCUUUUCUGGCCUGCGUGGUAAUUUCCGAUAACCGGGUUCAAGCUCUUGAGCACUGACUGGUAGAUCAGCCAGGGCAAUAUGUCUGGACAUUGGAAAGUUCCAAGAAGUGACGAGCUUUUUCUCCUUGAGAAAAUAUAAAAAUUUAGGAAAUUCGGUUAGGCAUAAAUUCCCUUAAUUUUUCUGACUGGAAUUACAUCACAAACUUACUUGUCGAUGAGCCAGUCUGCAGUGUGAACCCUCAGUACGUAUCCUUUCUUGGUGUGAACUAAGCACAGCCCUGCACCUUGUCGUCUCUGUCACAUUUUGAUUUCUCUUUCCUUUAAUUUUUUGAUUUGUUUUAGGUACAACGAGGUCUGUGAUCCUGGCUAUAAUUUCGCUAGCGGUGGAUUUUCAGGAGGUACGGGUCACUUCACCCAAGUUGUUUGGAAAGAGAGCACUGAGCUUGGCAUUGGGAGAGCUCAAUCUCAACAAAACGGAAUGGAAUGUGCCUAUAUUGUAGGCAGGUACAAACCAGCUGGAAACAUGAUGGGUGACUUUCCACAAAACGUAAAAAAGGGAAGUUUCCACAGAAGUCAGUGUCGUUCUAAUUCAGGCUGGCCAUGGAAAAAAUUCGUCGAUCAAAAUAAGAAAGGACCUUUUAACAAAAAUCGUGUUACUAAGGUCGAUGUUCCAGAAUUACAUUUUAAUGUGCAGUCAGCCCACAAGAUUCAACUACUGAAGAAGAAAACGUUUUAG
This is a messenger RNA of Porites evermanni, 3238 nucleotides long. The record is from the annotation of a GenBank genome assembly. Lineage: Eukaryota; Metazoa; Cnidaria; Anthozoa; Scleractinia; Poritidae.